Rhodamnia argentea is the source of this 2361-nucleotide messenger RNA. RefSeq names its product BEL1-like homeodomain protein 1. The coding region runs from base 10 to 2100 and encodes 696 amino acids. Gene Ontology annotation, molecular function: DNA-binding transcription factor activity, RNA polymerase II-specific; RNA polymerase II cis-regulatory region sequence-specific DNA binding. The record is from RefSeq and is a predicted model, not a curated record. The transcript has 4 exons. Gene Ontology annotation, biological process: regulation of transcription by RNA polymerase II. Lineage: Eukaryota; Viridiplantae; Streptophyta; Magnoliopsida; Myrtales; Myrtaceae.
ACAAAUCUCAUGGCGACGUACUUUCAUGGGAGCUCCGAAAUCGAACCCACUGACGGCUUGCAGACGCUUUACAUCUUGAACCCUAGCUUCAUCCCCUACUCCACCGCCGCCCACGACGCCGCAGCUCACCCCAAUGCCCUCUUCUUGAAUCCUGUGGGGAGCGCCGCGCAACCAGCUCACGCUCCACCGCUGAACCAGAACCACUUCGUCGGGAUUCCGCUUUCCGGUCCCGCGGCUCCGUUCGGACCUGCUGGAUCAGAUGUAGACCAUACUCGUCUGCACGAGUUUCCGUCCCUUCACGGCAUAGUAGCUCCGAGGGUUCGGCCUAACCACCCGUGGGGUCAGCCGGAUACGUCUGCUGCGGAUGCAGCCCAGCUCCAGAUUUGCUCAGCAACCAACUCGGCCGGGGUCUCGCCCUCUCAGCGCGGCCUUUCUCUGAGCCUCUCCACAGAGCAGUCGCCGCUCAUGUCGCUGUCAAGGGAGAGCGACAUCCGUGGGCACAGCCGCCAUCAACUUCCGGGGAUCAACGAGGCGAGGGCAUCAGCACGGAACUCGUCCUCGUCGGCCUCAAACGUGGUCUUGGGCCUGCACGGCGUCCUUCUGGGUUCAAAGUACCUGAAGGCGGUGCAAGAGCUGUUGGACGAAGUCGUGAACGUCGGGAAAGAGAUGAAGAGCGGCUCAUCGGCCGAGGGCGCUAAUAAAGAGAAGACUAAGCUUGGUAACAAGGAUUCAAGUAAGGAAGACAAAAAAGUUGAGCUAUCAUCAAGUGGGAGCGAGCUCGGUAUGGCUCAGAGGCAGGAACUUCAAAUGAAGAAGGCCAAGCUUGUUGACAUGAUUGAUGAGGUGGAGCAGAGAUACAAACAAUACCACAGCCAGAUGCAAGUAGUGGUCUCCUCAUUCGAGCAAGCCGCCGGCGCCGGAGCGGCGAGAUCCUACACUGCCCUGGCCCUGCAGACGAUAUCCAGGCAGUUCAAGUGCCUCAAGGACGCCAUCUCGUUGCAGAUCAAGGCCACCGGCAGGAGCUUGGGCGAGGACGGCUGCAUGGGCGUGAAGAUGGAGGGCUCGAGAUUGAGGUACGUCGACCACCAUUUCCAGCAGCAGAGGGCGCUUCACCAGCUGGGAAUGAUCCAUCAGAACAACACUUGGCGGCCUCAGCGGGGACUGCCCGAGCGCGCCGUCUCGGUGCUCCGUGCCUGGCUCUUCGAGCACUUCCUCCACCCCUAUCCCAAAGAUUCGGAUAAACACAUGCUCGCUAAACAAGCGGGACUAACCAGGAACCAGGUGUCUAAUUGGUUCAUCAAUGCUCGGGUUCGCCUCUGGAAGCCCAUGGUCGAAGAAAUGUACUUGGAAGAGACCAAGAGCCGAGAACAAGCUGGAUCCGAGAACGGUGCGAUUUGCAGGGCCGCGGCCAAACCCGACAAGGACGCCGGUUCGCAAUCCAUAUCUCAAGAAGACAAUGCCUUUGGAUUGAACAGCUCCAUCAAAUCCUUCCAGUCAAGCCCGAACAUGGCCCUCAGUCGAGCCGCCAUUUCACCCUCCGAGAACUCCAACUCGACCUCCUCGACGUCUCCCAUGGCCGGCGCUAUCCCUCCACCUCCCGGCUUCACUCUGAUCGGACGGUCGUCCAACGUAGAAGUCGGGAUCGCCCCAAGUCCUAAAAGGCCGAGGAUGAGCCCCGACUUUAUGAACCCACAUGGCAUCAUUCUCUCAAGGGACAUGGACAUGAAGGGGAGCGAGCCGAGCCGAGAGCUUGGUGGUGGCGGCGAGUACAUCCAUGGCGGGUUCGGCGCAUUCUCGUUGGGAAACAUCGAAGGGAGAUACGGGAACGGCGUCGCUCUUACUCUUGGCCUACCGCACGGGGAUCAAAGCCCUUCCCUCUCGGUCUCAGCAACCCCACAGAAUUAUUUUCCCAACCAAAGCAUGAAUCAUCAUCAAUUGGGAAGGACUAAACUUGUGGUCGGAAAUGGCGGCGAGGCUGAUUUCUUCGGGAUAGCGGGUGCUCCACAACAAUCUCAAUCGGGCUCCAUAAAUUAUGAGGCCAUUGACAUCAACAACAGGAAAAGAUUUGCAGCCCAUCUGUUGCCCGAUUAUGUUGCUUGAUCGAUAGCGAUCAAUAUCUGACGACGAUCCAAAUCUCUCCGGUUGAUUAAUGGGCAAUUCAUUGCUUGCCCAUGAACAUGGAGGUGGGUGAGAUUUAGUGUAAACGAACAAGUAUUGUGGUAAUAUAUACAUGCAGAAUAGGAAGCUUUUCAGAGUUCUUCUCAUAGCUCAGAGAUUGAAUCAUAUAUAUUCGAAAAAGGUUGUGGAUAUUCAAAUAUUUCGAUAGCUUUUCGGAUGAACACGACGAAUAUUACAAUUGGA